Penicillium waksmanii is the source of this 1773-nucleotide messenger RNA. RefSeq lists its product as uncharacterized. NCBI's taxonomy places the organism in Eukaryota, Fungi, Ascomycota, Eurotiomycetes, Eurotiales, Aspergillaceae. Bases 1 to 1773 code for a protein of 590 amino acids. The transcript has a single exon. The record is from RefSeq and is a predicted model, not a curated record.
AUGGCUCGGGAAGACCAGCGUGGGCAACCUGCUCGCACCAGACGCGUUCGAGAUGAGCGAGACCCCCAGACAACCACUCCAAAGGAGCCAAGUGAAGAAGACACUUGGAGCGACGACGCGAAUUGUGGUGACCUGCCGUCAAAACCAGGCAAUCGGCAAAGGAAACCAAAGCAUGACCCAGUUUCCAACUCUCGUCGACAUCGCCAGCGCGAGCCUGUUUUGCCCUCGAAGUUGAGCGAGCCUCGGAAAGAAAAAUAUGCCAAUGACCCUGGUAGUUUUCGACAGGCUGGUGGCCAAGAUGUCCCGUAUGGUCGUCCAGUCUAUCAUGGCCAUGAGCCCUUCGUGCCGUUAUCUCAACCAGCACCCUCACCUAUAUCAACUCAAUACCCACAAAAUCCAUAUCUCCCAAACUGGCAUGCGUCUUUUCAACAUCCAAUGGGCGAUCCUACAAUCCCUAUCAGCGACCAAUAUAUUAAUAGUCAACCCGGGGCCCCUCCAUCCUACCCGUAUCCGAUGAAUCCGGGCCCCUAUUCUGUGAACAUAGAGCCCCAGACCUUUUUCCCAGAUCCUGGACUUCAGUACUUGAAUUAUCACCACAUUCAGCCUCAACCUGUCCCAUCGUUCGAAGGUAUGCCUAUGGCGGGAAAACCGCCCCAAAUGGCCACGCCCUCGGCCCUGGAAUACGAACUGGAAGAAACCAGAAGGGAAUUGGACGAUAUGAGAAUAAGCCAGAAACGCGAGAGGAAAGCUCUGAAGAAGCAGAAUGAAGCGGCAGCCCAAAAAAAGGCAAAGAGGGACUCGGAGGCGCGAAGUGUAGAGCGCCUGGUCAGAGAGGAGAUUAACAAAGUAUUGGAGCGAGAAAAGAGAUUGAUGGACUUCGAAACACAAUCAGAGCCGGUCAGGGCAAGGGCAGGCGACGACAUAAGAGGGUACCCGACACCUGCACGACAUGCACAUGAUGCUAUGCAGUAUUCUAACGAAAUACUGGGAGAGUCGGAUCAGCUGCGGGAGGAGAUUGCUCGACUGGUCGAAGGAAGGAGGCAAUACUUGUCGCAGAGGGUACUAUCGAGGGGCAGUCUGGAUGCGCCAACCAGGACCAAACUUCAGGUAAGACCGAGAACUGCCUUUGGCCCUGUGAACGACCCAGACUUCAGAGACCGGGUAGAGGAUGUUGUGAUAGACCUUCUGCAGCGUAUUAGGUCCAAUGAGGAUGAGAGUGAAUGGCUACCCUCUUUAUCGUCUCCAUACCGGACAAUGUCCGAUGGCUACCCUGCAAGAGAGGGUCAGCAACGUCCACGGGACUGGCAAACUGGCACGUACGGUAGCAAGCCUAUCGAUCCUGCCAUAUAUUCUUCAAACUUUGCCCACGAACGCAAGGAUGACGCAAAGUUUUCUUGUUCGCCAAGGGACUUUGAAGCUCAUCAGAAUUUCGCUCGAGAAACAGGAAACCGGGGAUAUCCUACCAAUACAGGGCAGAAUGGCGGAAUUUGGGAGAGACGUAAUUCUGGCCGGUUUAGAGGAAAUGAAACAGAUGGCCGGCAGAUGGAGAAUUCAGACAGACUUGGGGGUCCCCGAUAUCCUGAAGUGCGUACACCAUAUCACCCGGGUUUCUCGGAUGAAUUGGACGACCAAGAGUUCUUCCCUGGCCGCCAGCCGGCUCCUUACGCAUUUGUCCCCAAUCGCUCGGGCCUGGACGAUGGCUUUAUGCCACCUUUGGCACCUGAACCCCCACGGAGGAGUCGAGAUAUUCCUUAUAACGAUCAGUUUAGAUAA